AUGAUUAGAAGAGGAAGCAAGUUAAGACAGGUUGUACGAACUCCAAACCAAUUGAGAAGUACUUUGGUGGGUUUGCGUACUGCUACCACAGUAGUUUCCCAUCAACAACUUCCCAUUUCAUACUCCAUUCCUACGAUUUUGCCAUCGAUCAGCACCCCAGGUCCACAAUUUCAAAUCCCCCAUCUGAUUUUAUUAGAGUCUUCCAAAGAGGAACUGACUGAGGAUACUCCAGACAAGAAACCAAAGGAAAAGAAGGAAAGAGCCCCAAGAAAGAAGAAGGAAAAUUCAUCUGCAGCACCACCAGCUACACCACCAGCAUCUCCACCUUCAGAUAACUUUGAUAAAGACCCUGAAGACUCAAAUGAAUCCACCAAAUCUCCUGGAGUAGAUGAAGAAACCGGGUUGUAUCCACCCAUGAUCGCCAUUAAUUUCAUGCAUCGUCCUCCGUUGCCAGGCUCGACUUUCCAUAUAUCAGUAAAUGAUCCCGAGAUGCUCAGAGCCAUUGCCGCCAUUGAAGAGAAGCGCGAGCCUCACUUCGUGUUGUUUAGAGCCAGGGACCCAGAUCAGCCAGAUACCGAUAGCAUUGACGACAAGGAGUCUGUUCAUGACAUUGGGGUCUUGUGUCAAGUUUUACGAACUCACACUACUGAUUCCAGACUUACUUUAGUUGGGUUUGCCCAUAAGCGUAUCAAAUUGGCCACAUUGAUCCCGCCAAAGACCAAGAGCACCCAUCUUGUCAAUUCAUACUUGAAAGAUUACAAUAUUUCCACCGCUAUGGUUGAACCAGCCGAAGACAAGCCCUUUGAAAAGACGUCUCCAGAAAUCGUCAUGUUGGUUGACGGAAUCAAGCUGAUUUUGGCCGAGAUUCAACAAGCUAAUCCAGGAAGUAAGAACUCAUUACCAUUGACGCCACAAAUGUUGGAAGAUCCUUCUUUGUUUGCUGAUUACAUUGCUGGGAAACUCGCUGUACCAGCCGACAAGGCCCAAGAACUCUUGGAAACCCUCGAUGUGGAAACCAAGUUAAUCAAAGUCAUUGAUCUCGCCAAGGUUGAACUCGAAGCAUCAUUACUUAAGAUGGGUGCAGUUAGAGAGUUGAGUAAACGUGCAGAAAAGAAUCAAACUAAUGCAUUCAUCAAGGAGUUCAUUCUGGAAUUGAGAAAGAAAAUCGGGGACACCUCGUCCAGCAAGAGCACGAAAUUUGAAGAAAGAAUCAAGAAGAAUAAGUUGAAGUUGACCGAUGAAGCCAAGGAAGCAUACCUCAACGAGAAGGAAAAGUUGGCUACUGCUGGACCCGCAGAUAUGGAAGGAUCCAUGCAUGAGCGUUACUUGGACUGGUUGACCCUGAUCCCCUGGGGUGUUUAUUCCAAGGACUCGUUCAACAUCAAAAAAGCCAAGGAGAUUUUAGAACGUGAUCACUACGGAUUGAAAGAUGUCAAGGAACGUAUUCUUGAAUUCAUCUCCCGUGGUAAAGUAUCGGGAAAUGUUGAAGGGAAAAUUUUGUGUCUCACUGGUCCUCCAGGUACUGGUAAAACUUCCAUUGCUAAAUCCAUCGCUGAAGCUUUGAACAGACGUUAUGUCAGAAUCGCAGUUGGUGGAUUGCAUGACGUCCAUGAACUCAAGGGCCACAGAAGAACAUAUGUUGGUUCCAUCCCCGGGAGAAUAAUAUACGCAUUGAAGCAAGCCAAGACAUCCAAUCCAUUAAUGUUAUUGGAUGAAAUUGAUAAAUUAGAUUUGACUUCUCGUUCCGGGGGUGGUGGUGCUUCGGCAUUAUUGGAAAUUUUGGAUCCAGAACAAAAUAACGGAUUCGUGGAUAAUUUCAUUGAAGUCAAGGUCGACUUGUCCAAGAUUUUAUUUGUGUGUACUUCAAACUAUAUUGAAAACAUCCCUGCUCCAUUGAGAGAUAGAAUGGAGGUUAUUGAUGUUUCUGGUUAUACCAAGAACGAAAAGAUUGAAAUUGCGACAAAAUACUUGAUCCCUAAGGAAAGUAAGAAGGUUGGAUUGGAUGAAACUAGAGUUGUUAUUCCUAGAGAAACCGUCGAUAGAAUGAUUGACAAGUAUUGCCGUGAGAGUGGGGUUAGAAAUGUUAAAUCUUUGAUUUCGAGAAUUUUCAACAAGGCAACGUUAAAGAUUGUCGAACAAAUUGAAGAAAGAGAGGAAGCUGAAAAGGAGAAGAACGAUAAGGAGAUUGUUAUUGAAGCAAAAGAUGUUGAAACCAAGCCAAUUACAGAAACAGUUGAACCUGAAUUAGAAGAAGCACUUGAAACUAAGUCUGUUGAAUCUGAACACAACAAGGAAACCCAACCAGAAGAAAAGACUGAACAAAAGACCGAAGCUGAAUCUGAAAAAGUUGAAACCAAGUCAGAAAAGGUUGGUACUGAGGAACCAGAAAUUGAAACCGUCGACACCACAACUUCAGAAAAGUUACAAAUCCCAGAUGAUAUCAAGCUCGAAAUUACUCCAGACAAAUUAAAAGAUUACAUUGGUCCCGAAAUCUAUACUCGUGAACGAGUCUAUGAAACAUUGCCACCAGGUGUUGCCUCCGGUUUAGCAUUCACCUCCUCUGGUAACGGUGAAGUCUUGUACAUUGAAUCAAUCUUGACUAACUCGAUCGCCUCGGGUACUGGCCAUCCAGGAAUCAGAGUCACUGGUAGAUUGAGUGAAGUCAUGAAGGAAUCUGCUUCGAUUGCCCACGCAUUUGCUAAACAAUACAUUGUUAAGCAAUUCCCUGAAAACCGGUUCUUUGAAGCUGCAGAGAUCCACUUGCAUUGUCCUGGUGGGGCUGUUCCAAAAGACGGUCCAUCAGCUGGUGUUGCUUUCACUUCAUGUAUCAUGUCGUUGGCGCUUCAAAGAUCAUUGCCUGCUAACGUAGCCAUGACUGGUGAAAUCACCGUCACUGGAAAAGUAUUACCAGUUGGUGGAUUGAAGGAAAAGACCUUGGGUGCAAAGAGAUAUGGUUGCGAUACAAUUAUCUAUCCUAAGGAUAUCCAAAACGAGUUGGAAGAAAUGCCAGCGGAAGUUAAGGAAGGUGUUACUUUUAUUCCUGUUGAAUGGUACCAACAGGUCUUUGAUGUUCUUUUCCCAGGAUUGACCCAACAAGAAGGUAAUGAUGUGUGGAAGGAAGAGUUUAAGAAGUUAGAAGAAAAGAAGAAUAAGAAGAAGGACCAGGAAAAGGAAAGUGACGUGUAACUAUGACGUAUAACUACGAUGUAUAAGAUUAUUGUAAAUAGAUUAAAAUAAUAACAUUAAUUUCAAAUAUGUUGCUAUUUAUGUUUACGUUCUUCGGUCAUGGAUCCAAAGAAUUGACGAACUUCAUCUUCAGUGACUAUUUUCCCUUGUUCUGCGAAUGGUUUGAAAAAGUCACGAAGUUUAGAUCUCAUUUGUUCAUAUGCUUGUAACCCUUCAAUGGCUUUGUCUCGAGGGAGAGAAUGCAAUGCAUCGGUUCCCAUAUCUAGUAUAGAUCCGGUUUCUGAAUCGUCGUCUUGAGGGGGUUCAUAUACUGGAUCAUCUUCAAAUAAGUAGUUAUUGUUUGAAAGAAACUGAUGUAAUUUGGAUUCUGAUGGUAGUUUAGGGUACAAUUUCUUGAUUUGAUCUCGGAAAUCAUUGCUUAGGAAAUAUGAGUAUAAUGGUGCCUCGGUUGCAACAUCUGUAGUGUCAACUUUUGCUUUUUUGGCUGCUGGUUCUGCCAGAGUCUGCUCGAAUGUUUCCUUUUGUUUAUGCCAUUCUUCUACCGAUGGAACUUGCUUAAAGUGUGGCAACUUGGUAUGGACAAUGGUAGUUUGUCUAUCCAAUUCAUCAAACACUUGUUUGAAUUUAGAAAUGCACUUCCAACACACAAACACGUCAAAAUCGACCAAAUUGGGAAAGUAUUUCAACUUGGGUUCCUCUCCGUUAUCUGUUUUACUUACAGCCAGCUUGUCUAUCCCCAUUAUACACCUAUCAUGAUACCAAUCUUCCCCGCAUUCAAAUCCAAAAUAGCAUUGAAGCAUAUCCCCGGUUUCUUCGGCCGGAUUAUAUUGUUCUUGACAAUCACAAAACGUGCCCCUGUAGUUCUGGUUGUAUGAAUUUGAAGAAGAAGGGAUAUCCUCAGCAUUCAAUUCUAACUCCUUUGCACUUGAAUUUGAAGAGAUGGAAAGUCUUCUUUCUAGUUUAUGACCGUGUCUUCGCAAUUUACAUGCACCAUUAUGGGUCUUGCUCAUUCGCGUGGUUCCACAAUCACAUACAAACCCACGUUUGCUGAAAAGCUCAACAAUGUCAUGACUGGCAUGACAUUGGAUCGAACACGAGUAACACACUCCGAUGGGUGUAUCGUCAUUCUGACGGGAACACGUUAGACAUGCAAACACGGGUUGUCGCAACUCUCCAAGUUCAUAAGUGCAUUCAUUAGGGUCGUACGGCAUCAAUUCGCGGGCUUCACGUUCUAGACGAACUUGGUUGGUGAUAUAGUCUACUGCCGUUACUGAUUCUGAUGCAUUGGUCGUGGUUGUGUCUGGAUCAGUCAUGCUUGCAGAGAUAAGUGCUGUUUGCUGGCGGG
This is a messenger RNA of Spathaspora passalidarum NRRL Y-27907, 4531 nucleotides long. RefSeq names its product ATP-dependent Lon protease (gene PIM1). Gene Ontology annotation, biological process: proteolysis; protein catabolic process; mitochondrion organization. The record is from RefSeq and is a predicted model, not a curated record. Gene Ontology annotation, cellular component: mitochondrial matrix. The coding region runs from base 1 to 3186 and encodes 1061 amino acids. Gene Ontology annotation, molecular function: serine-type endopeptidase activity; ATP hydrolysis activity; ATP binding. NCBI's taxonomy places the organism in Eukaryota, Fungi, Ascomycota, Pichiomycetes, Serinales, Debaryomycetaceae. The transcript is spliced from 2 exons.